AAAUAUGGCAACCAAAUAAUGAAAUUGCUCUUCCCAAAACUCCAUCAUCUUGUUCUAUUUUUACAAAUCCAUAUCCAAAUUUAUCUCGCUCACCUACUCCUAACAAUCAAGCAUCGAGUUCAUCAAGUUCUAGCAAUCAAGCAUCGAGUUCAUCAAGUUCUAGCAAUCAAGCAUCGAGUUCAUCAAGUUCUAGCAAUCAAGCAUCAAGUUCAUCAAGUUCUAGCAAUCAAGCAUCAAGUUCAUUUGCUUUUAGUAAUCAAGUAUUAAAUAGCAAUCAAACAUCAAAUUCAUCAAGCAUUCCUAUAAAGAGAGUCAAUUCAUUCACAAAUAAAGAGACACAUCAUACUCCGUAUAUUAGAGUAACAAUACAUUGGCUCUCUGUGGAUUUUGUACUGUAUCAAGCUCUUUUAACAAUUGAAAAACUUCCAUACUCUCAUACAAGUGAUCAUAUUGAAGAUAAUCUUCGAAAUCUAUUUGAACAAUGGGAAAUAUUUCAAAAACUCUUUCUUGCAGUUAAUGAUGGACUUGAGUUAAUAAAGCAUGAACUAAUAAAAAAAGCAAAGAAUUUGAAUAAUUUUCUUGUAAAUUAUGAUAAAUAUCGAGAUAGAUUUAGAAAAAUACAGCAAGAUAUUAUAAAUCGAACAAAUAGUCAAAAUCUUCAAAUCUCACAACACAAACCCCUCGAUCCUAUUGAUCAUCAAGUACGAGUAGAUGAUGGAGUUUUAAAUAAUUUGAUAUUAUCAAAUUAUGAUUGGGAAUGUCUAAAUGAAUUAGUAAUUCUACUUAAGUCUUUUGUUGUUGCAACUACUCUAAUAGGUGAAAGUCAAUAUCCGACACUUUCACAAAUGUUUCCCACUCUUCACAAACUUUCUCGUCACUUAGAUGCAAUGAAUUCAAUAAUUAUUCAUCCAGAAAUCUGGAUAGUUUUGAAAAAAAUACAUGAAUCAUUGACAAAAAGAUGGGAAAAUCCAAAGAUUCUUGAAGACAUAACCAAUACUCCAGAACUCUCCAAUAUUUUAACACAAACUUCUUACCUACAGGAUCAAUUUUUUAUGUCAUUAUUUUAUGAUGAUUUUAAUACUACAACAAUCGCUACUGAAACACCAAUUGAGUCAGAACUUCGUAUUUAUCAAAGCAUGCCAGGACUUCCAAAAUAUGAAGUAACCCAUCCACUAUAUGUAAUUCGUAUAAGUGUUCCUGCUGAGUGUCUUUUUAGUGAUGCUGGUAAUAUUUUAACUGAUAAAAGAAAGCAGCUUGAUCCUACAAAUGUGCAUGACCUUCUUUUUCUUAAAGAAAAUUCAGCUUUUAUGAAU
Messenger RNA from Ambispora gerdemannii, 1313 nucleotides. The record is from the annotation of a GenBank genome assembly. Lineage: Eukaryota; Fungi; Glomeromycota; Glomeromycetes; Archaeosporales; Ambisporaceae.